GCGUGUAUACAUAUAUAGAGCAAAAAAAAACUCAUGAAUCAACUAGGACAAAUAAGCAACCACCACGUGAAAUUAAUUCGCAACCCCCAUUCUCAUCUUCCUAUUGCCUUUCUACUCUACUAUAUAAUGCAAUUUCUGCAGCUCAUAGUAUGCAUCUUUCAACCCUAGCCCACUUGCACAUUCCAGCCAUGCCACCAACUGCCACCACCACUGAACCCCAUGUUGUGGUCUUCGCCUUCCCCUUCGGCACCCACGCAGCCCCACUCUUCUCCGUCAUCCACCGGCUUGCCACAUUUUCUCCAAACGCCCACUUUUCUUUCUUCAACACCUCAGAAUCCAACACCUCCAUCUUCUCCGCUUCUAAAUACAACACGUUACCAAACAUCAAAGUCAGUGACGUGUGUGACGGUAUCCGUGAAGGCUAUACGUUUUUGGGGAAGCCCCAGGAGAAAAUUGAGCUGUUCUUGGAAGCAGCUCCUGAGAGCUUCAGGAAGAGCAUCAAGGCAGCGGUUGCAGAGACUGGAAGGAAAGUCACCUGUUUACUGACUGAUGCGUUUUUUUGGUUCGCGGCUGAAAUGGCGGAGGAGAUAAGAGUGGAUUGGGUGGCGUUUUGGACUAGUUCGCCUGCAGCCGUUUCUGCUCAUUUUUACACUGAUUUUAUCGGGGAAAAUUUUGGAGCUGGAGAUACAAUGGAGAAAGAUCAAACCCUCCAUUUAAUUCCAGGAUUCUCUAAAGUUCAAAUUCGUGAUUUACCAGAGGAAGUGCUGCUUGGAAACUUGGAAUCAAUCUUCUCCCGAAUGCUUCACAAAAUGGGAAAUAUGUUACCCAGAGCAGCUGCAGUCUUCUUGAACUCAUUUGAAGAACUAGAUCCUAUCAUAAUAAAUGACUUGAACUCCAAAUUCAAGAGAUUCCUCUGUACUGGACCCUUCAACUUGGUUUCGUCACCAUCACAAGUGCCAGACACAAAUGGUUGCAUAGCGUGGCUUGACAAGCAAAAACCUGCAUCAGUGGCAUAUGUUAGCUUUGGCUCCGUGGCAACACCACCACCCAAGGAACUUGUGGCCCUAGCUGAAGCAUUAGAAGCUAGCAAGGUAGCUUUCUUAUGGUCACUCAAGGACAGUUCACACCUGCCAAAAGGUUUCUUGGACAGAACAAAAUCGCAUGGAAUUGUGCUACCGUGGGCUCCCCAAGUUGAAAUCUUAGCACAUACUGCUAUCGGGGUUUUUAUAACACACUGUGGUUGGAACUCGGUGCUGGAGAGUAUCGUAGGAGGGGUGCCUAUGAUUUGCAGGCCAUUCUUUGGCGAUCAAAAGCUCAAUGGAAGGAUGGUAGAGGAUGUCUGGAAUAUUGGCCUCAGAGUGGAGGGUGAAGUGCUCACAAAAAAUGGAGUAAUUGAUUGUUUGGACCAAAUUUUCUCGCAAGAAAAGGGAAAGAUAAGGAGGGAGAAUAUUAAAACGCUUCAAGAACUGGCGAAAAGGGCAACAGAAUCAAAUGGGAGCUCUUCCAAGAACUUCAUUGCAUUAGCAGACUUAGUGACGAACACUGGAAACUAUAAAAAUUAGUUGUUUUCCUACUAACGUUUCUGCAUUUGUCAUUUUCAAACCUUGGAGGUAAUAAAUUUUCACUUUUGUGUGUUAAAAA
Hevea brasiliensis (rubber tree) is the source of this 1641-nucleotide messenger RNA. RefSeq names its product anthocyanidin 3-O-glucosyltransferase 7-like. The transcript is spliced from 2 exons. The record is from RefSeq and is a predicted model, not a curated record. Gene Ontology annotation, molecular function: UDP-glycosyltransferase activity. The coding region runs from base 150 to 1562 and encodes 470 amino acids. NCBI's taxonomy places the organism in Eukaryota, Viridiplantae, Streptophyta, Magnoliopsida, Malpighiales, Euphorbiaceae.